Messenger RNA from Oreochromis niloticus (Nile tilapia), 4484 nucleotides. RefSeq lists its product as uncharacterized. The transcript has 7 exons. The record is from RefSeq and is a predicted model, not a curated record. Lineage: Eukaryota; Metazoa; Chordata; Actinopteri; Cichliformes; Cichlidae. Bases 1984 to 3045 code for a protein of 353 amino acids.
UUUUUUUUCUUAUUUAGUCUGUAUAUCUAAAAAUGAACCAUUUUACAUUUAUUUCAAGCAAAAAUAGCUUUUAGAUAGAGUGUAAAACAAAAAUUAUCUCAAAAUAAGAAACAUUCACCUUUUUCCUUGAAAUAAGAAAGUCACUCAUUGGAAGGUAUUUAUUUCAGGUUUUUAAAGAAAGGACAUCUUCAAGGUUAUAUUUUGUCAUAACAUAGACACUGUUUCUGAAAUUGACUGGGUAAUAUGACGUAAAAUCAAGUAGGUUUUCAACAUCAGUCAGUUCAGUUGCUUGGGCAAGGUUGGGAAUUGCAAUUUCAUAGGCAAGAAAGUCUUUGUUGAAACCCAAGGUUUCAUACACCUGGUAUUCAAAACAAUAAAGUACACUAUUAACAAUAAAAAUGUUUUUUACAAGUCCAAAGAUAGGGUUUAAACCAUUUGCUGAAAUGAGUAUAAGAGACCUGUCACAGAUGUACAGUAUUUGUUUCCAUGUAAAAUAAGCCACUUUACUCUAACGGCAUGAUGUAUAGCAUCUUCAAUCCCCAAAAAAUCUACAACCUUUGAUUGCAAAUGGUCCAUAUUAGCAACCUCUGAUAUAGGACCUAGUUCUUUCUCAUUUACAAAUAUCGGAUGCUCAGUUCCUGCUUCACUUUGGCAACACUCCAGCAGCUGAUUGUGGUUUACAAGAGACUUGCACACAUUCUUAAAGUUUAAUUUGGAUGACCAUUGUUUAAAAAAAAACUGUGUUUAGACUUGAAUCUCAUGCACAUAUGACGUAUUACAGGUCCCAGGGCAAUAAUUUGAGAGGGAAGAUGCAGCAUGUAAUGUUGCUUUGGGAUUACAUUUUUUUCUGGGAACAGUUGCCUGAAUUGUUUAAGAUGAUCUUCUAUCAUUUUUUUUAGUUUGGACACAGUUUGUAAAGACACAACUGGGGCAAAAAGUAUUUUAACAAUUUCAAUUAAAUCCAAAAUAAACUGAAUAAAGGGAUUUUUCUCUACAACACUGUACAAUAAGAAUGGCAAAAUCUUGAUCAAUAUAAGCAUUUGUCCAGAGGAUUGUUUGAGUCUGUUGUCACUUGAAGCUAAAGUAGCAAUACUAAUUGGUGAAGGCUUGUCACGUAUGUCCGCUGAUGAAAAAGGAAAGUUCUGCAUGGCAGAAUUAAACAAGUCCAAUUCCAAAUUUCCAGAUAAAACAAGGUAUUUCAACACACACUUAAUUUCCAUUGGUGCCACUCCUUCAAGAAUUACAUGCAUAAUAUCCUGUGGCAUCUGCUCUGUGAGAUUAAAACCUGGGAAAUCAACUAAUCAACUAAUCAACUCAUGCUGGGCAAGAGUGUCUCCGCAGCUAGUUUGGGAAAUACCAAGUUCAUGGGGGGAGGGGGGUAUUACAAACUGUAGCUGUAAAAACAAAAAAUGGUCACAAAUAAGGUAAAAUGAAAUAACACCUAUAAGAGUUUAUUUUAAAUCAAUGAAGAAGAAAUUUACCUAUCAUACUGACUGUGUUUUAUGAACGUACAAACCACUAAAUUGUAUAUAGAAGCAAAAAUUGAGAUGUCCACCCCCUUCAUGUUCUAUGUUAGUUGUUACCUAACUCCGUUUGAAUUUGGAGUCACAGGAAUCUUCUGCACUUGAGCGUUGAAAGACAAAAUGUAAGAGAAAACUUCAUCAAGGAAGAGAGAAACCUGAAACAACUUCUUCACCCUGGGUAGUUGCUACAGGCCCUCCAACUGCUGAUGCUAAUGUAGGCCAGCUGAAAACCUUGCAGCUCCCCAGUCCUCCGGAAUAUGUUGUGUACACCGACAGUGAGUUGGAGCAAUGCCGAAAGAGUUACCUGGAGUUGGCCUGCUCCGGCAGGGAACAAGCAUGCGUCAUGUCAAAAGAACUGAGAUGCAGAUUGGUGAGAAAUACAAUCACAAGUAUGGUGUCCCUUUUGAGAGCAAGCCAAGGCCAAAUGGAGUGAUACCCCUCUAAGACCGAAAUCACUGCAAUGGCUAAAAAAGUUGUGGAAUAUUAUCCUAUGCUGCAGGAUAAUGAUGCAAGCGUAAAACACGAGAGCAUUAAUGCCAAGUUACAAAAAAGGCUGCAAAAUAUGAAAACCCCAGUAAAAAGGCAAGGACCAACACCGGAGAGGGGACGGCCCAAGAGAAGGCUCACUGACCUCUCCCCAAGGGAUGAAGAAGCUGAUGAUGAAGAUGCUGAUCGCAGUUCUUCCAGUGGUGCAUCUACUCUGUUAUCACCUGUCAGAAAUUCUGACGAUGCCUCCACUUCAUCUGACAAGGAUAGUCGGCAAAUACAAGCAAGACAUUACAAAACAUUACAAGAAAUGUGCAAGAAGGCAAAACCAAACCAAGAAGAUGUGUCCCAGCUAUUAGACCUCGAGUUUGAAGCCAGAAGAUCCUUCAUUGACUCAGACACCAUGAAAGAGGAGAACAGAGCUCGCCUCAUCUUGGAUGCAUAUCCAUUCUUUAAAGAAUUGCAUCAUGCAUUGGGUGAGCUUCGCAGAAUUUUGGAUCCCCACAACAAGUUCAUCAGUCAAAUAAAACUGAGAUGGGAAGAAUUCUGCUCCAGGGUAGAGUUCUACGGUGUGUCAAAGAAGGCAAUGAAUCCACCAAUGACCAUGGACAAAACUGAAGCCCACCUUGCACUGAUGAAGGCUCUUCCAACGCUCUUUCCCACACCUGCCCAUCCACCAAAAAAGAUGGGGAAUGCUUCUGAAGCAUUUCUACAUGUCCUGAAGCCUACAGAAGAUCCAGAUGCUGUCCUCCAGAAACGAAGCUUGUCAUGUCCAGUAGUGAUGUUCGAUGGCUGCAAGUGUGUCAUUGCUGUUGGUAAUUUACCAGUUACAACAUUUGACAAAGAAAAACUUGGUGAGGCUAUGAUAUAUGUGAUGGCAUACUUUUAUGCACUCCAUCUGACUUACCCCAAAUGCGUGGCAACCCUGCUGUCUGUCAUUCAGACAGAAGUUCUCCAGGAUGCCAUUCAUGAGCAUGACACUACAUCAUCUUACAGAAAAGCCCUGGCAGAAUGGCAUGCAUUUAUUGGAAAGUAGUGUGUAAAUUUCAGAUAAGAUUAUGAGAGGGCACUUUUGUUUUGUUUUUUGUUUUUUCAAUCUGGGUCUUAUUUCUAAAAUGGAAAAUGUUCAUUUACUCACCCAGACAAGAUCUGUGGUAUUUGGUGUCAUUCGAAAGAAAUUUGAAUCUUUGUGGUCUUCCUAUGUCACUCGUCAAUUUUAAUGGGGCAAUGGCGAAACCUCUAAGGCUGUUGAAAUGUUGAAACCACUUAAACAAACUCAUAAUGUUGGACCUGUACUGUUCAAUUGUAUCUUUAUUAUCUGCAGGUUAUUGUUAAAGUGGACAAAUAAAGAUGGACACUUUUGCUCUGUUUCAGUUUUGUUUUGUCCUUAAUCAGCAAUAUAAUCUUAAAGUAGUGUUUAGCUAAAUUUAAAAAGCAGAAAUAUCUUUAAAAUGAUUUAAUGUACUAGUUUUUAGACUAUUUGCCUUGAUUUGUUCGUUAGAAUAAGUGUUUUAUGCCUAUUUUCAGAUUUAAUUUCUUCAACAUUUUACUUAGAACAAGUGGUUAAAGCUUAUUUUUAGGUUUCAAGCCAUGAUUGGUUGCCUGGAAUAAGUGUAAAAGACUUAUUUUUAUCUUUAUUAUCUUUAUUUGUGGCCUACAAUAAGUGGUUAAAGCUUAUUUUAAGUUUCAAUUGUUCUGAUUUGUUGCCUGGAAUAAGUGUAAGAGACUUAUUUUUAGCUUUAUUAUCUUAUUUGUGGCUUACAAUAAGUGGUUAAAGCUUAUUUUAAGUUUCAAUUGUUCUGAUUUGUUGCCUGGAAUAAGUGUAAGAGACUUAUUUUUAGCUUUAUUAUCUUAUUUGUGGCUUACAAUAAGUGGUUAAAGCUUAUUUUAAGUUUCAAUGUUCUGAUUUGUUGCCUGGAAUGAGUGUAAAAGACUUAUUUUUAGCUUUAUUUAAAUCUAGAUAUUGUUCUUAUUUCAAGAAAUCUUGUUAAGAAAAAAACACUUACCCCAUGGGCAGAUAAUUUCACUUGUUUUAAGCAAAUCUUCACCAAAAAUAAGUGUAUUUUUCUAGUAUUAAGGAGGUGGGUUUUUGCAGUGCAAACUGUACAACUUGGGACUUGGGGAAAGUCAGAGGACUAGCAGGCUGAGGAGAGGGGUGAAUGAUGUCAGAGACUGCAAUAAACCAAACAAAAUAGACCAACACUUUGCCAUUGUUCACACUUUAAUUGCUGGAAUUCCUUUGAUUGUUACCUUUUUAAAUUCUUACUGCUGUUGAUAUUUUGUUUUUAAUUAUUUGUACCUUUUGGGGGUUUUCUGUUUGUUUGUUUGUUUUGUAUUUAAUGUGAACUGAUGUUGUGCUGCUGGAAUCAUAAUUUCCCUAAAGGGACCUCCCCAAGGGAUUACACCAAGUUCCAAAUUAUUAUGCAAAUUGUGUUUAAGUCUCAUAAAGAUUAAAUAAGUUGUUUUUCAAUUAAA